AGCAUUUUGUUUUAUUUUUCUAACAAUUUAGGGUUUUGUGAAAAAAAACCUUAACCGCCUCUUCACCAUCGCCGCCUUGGCUCUCUUCAAAACUCCGACUUGUUCUUCUCAGAAGAUAGAGAUGUCAGUAAUGGAUGAAUCAGGCAUGUUCAAGGUUCAGCAAACCAUCGGAAGUGUAUUGUGUUGCAAGUGUGGUGUUCCCAUGCCACCAAACGCAGCCAACAUGUGUGUGAAUUGUCUUCGUUCCGAAGUCGAUAUCACUGAAGGUUUGCAGAAGAGUAUUCAGAUCUUCUAUUGCCCUGAGUGCACUUGUUACUUGCAGCCACCAAAGACUUGGAUCAAAGCUCAGUGGGAAUCUAAAGAGCUUUUGACCUUUUGUAUCAAGAGGUUGAAGAAUCUCAAUAAAGUGAAGCUUAAGAAUGCUGAAUUCGUUUGGACUGAGCCUCAUUCCAAGAGGAUUAAGGUUAAGUUGACCGUUCAAGCUGAGGUUCUUAACGGUGCUGUUCUUGAGCAGUCUUAUCCUGUUGAGUAUACGGUUAGAGAUAAUCUCUGUGAGUCUUGCUCUAGGUUUCAGGCUAAUCCUGAUCAGUGGGUUGCUUNAUGCACUCCAAAUUUAAGAAAAUAUUGUAAAUUUAGUAGAUCUUNGUUCUUUUAUCUGGAACAGUUGAUUCUUAGGCACGAUGCUGCUUCACGAGCCAUUAGGAUCCAGCAGGUUGAUCAGGGGAUUGAUUUCUUCUUUGGGAAUAAAAGUCAUGCUAAUAGCUUUGUGGAGUUUCUUAGGAAAGUUGUCCCUAUUGAGUAUCGUCAGGACCAACAGCUGGUGUCUCAUGAUGUCAAGAGCAGUUUGUACAACUAUAAGUACACUUACUCUGUUAAGAUCUGUCCUGUUUGCCGUGAGGAUCUUGUGUGCUUGCCUUCCAAAGUUGCUAGCGGCUUGGGAAACCUUGGUCCACUUGUGGUGUGCACUAAAGUGUCUGAUAACAUCACUCUACUUGAUCCGAGAACUCUAAGGUGUGCCUUCUUGGAUGCGAGACAGUACUGGAGAUCUGGAUUUCGAUCUGCGCUCACCAGCAGACAGCUUGUGAAGUACUUUGUGUUUGAUGUUGAAUCGCCUGUUGGUGAGGCGACUGUUGGCGGGCAAAAGUACGCUCUAUCCUAUGUCCAAAUAGCCCGUGAAUCAGACAUUGGUAAGAUGUUUUACGUCCAAACUCAUCUAGGACACAUUCUGAAACCGGGGGAUCAAGCUCUGGGCUAUGACAUCUAUGGAGCCAAUGUGAACGACAAUGAAAUGGAGAAAUACCGUCUGAGUGUGAAGAAUGGGCUUCCUGAAGCAAUUCUGAUCAAGAAAUGUUACGAAGAGCAGAGAGAGAGGAAGCAGAAGAAACCCCGUAACUGGAAGCUCAAGUCGCUUCCAAUGGAAAUGGAGGAUUCAAGAGGCAGGGUUGAUCCAGAGAAGACAGACAAGGAAUACGAAGAGUUUUUGAGGGAUCUUGAAGAAAACCCUGAGCUAAGGUUCAACAUAUCAUUGUACAAGGACAAGGAUUACCAAGCUUCUGAGACUGCUUCGAUGACAGAUGGAGAAGGUGCACCAACUGUACCUAUUGAAGAAUUGCUUGCUGAUCUUGACCUCAGUGAAGAGGAAGAAGAUGAUGAUGACGAGGAAGACAUGGCCGAGUAACAACUUCCUUUCUCAGAUGCUCAAAAAGGUUUUAAGUUUGAUCCCAAAACUUUUCUAUGGUUCUCUCGUGUUUCAAGUUUUCCCCUUUAGCUAUUAUUUGUCCAAGUUUUGUUUUGAAUGUAAGCUCAACAGUUUCUUGUUCUGGCUACUCCAUGUGUUGAAAAUUUCUGGCUAUUGUACUUGGUUUGAAAUUUU
Molecule: messenger RNA, 1873 nt
Organism: Camelina sativa (false flax)
Lineage: Eukaryota; Viridiplantae; Streptophyta; Magnoliopsida; Brassicales; Brassicaceae
Source: RefSeq, a predicted model, not a curated record